UACUAUAUAUAGGUUAUCACAACACACAGGCUCCUUCCCUCUCUCUCUCCGGAUUGUACCAUCGCAGGGAUGCAUUUUAACUUGUGUGAUGAAAGCUGGAGAUGAAUACUUCAUCUCUGACCCACAUAAUGGCGAUAUAUCAGGCUGCUCGGUAAGCGGAGCUCUGUCGUGUAACAGCCCGCACCUCCGCCGUGCGCUCCCGGUGCGGAGGGAAGCAUCUGCGGCGCGCUUCGCCUCCCAUCUUCCUCCGCCUGGAUCCUCUGACUUGACUUCUCUGUCCAUAUCGCUUCCAGGAAGAAGAGAGGAGGGAGAGGGAAGGAGAAGCGGCACACACCGAGAGAGAGGCGACGGAAACGGAAAAAGUAACCAAAUUGUAGUGCUGAGAAUUCUUCCAGGGUCUCCUGCCUGGGAUUCCAGCCUGAAGUCGGUGCUGUUAGGUUGAUGGGCCAUCACUUCCUGCCAAGAGCCCUAUGUGAAGCGGCAAAGCAUCCCCGGGAGAGGAGAGCUCAGCCUUUAACCGAUCCGACCCUCCCACUGCUCAACUCCACUUCAUCUCUCCAAUAACGAACCUCCCCCUCAUCCUGGAGCCCUGACUCCAGUUUCCCAGCUCUCUCACACCUCCAUCUUCUCCGCUACCCCUGAUCAAUCCUCCACCAAAUCUUUCUUUUACUCUGGCCCUUUUUCUCCCUCCCUGCCUCAGUGUGCCAUGGCACUACCUUCAGCCCACGAGUUUCACUGGCAGAGCCUGGCAAGGCUGUCCAGUGGCCGCGUCUACCACACUCUGUCUGAGGUGGGGGGGCAAAUGUACAUGCUGGGGGGCUGCGAUGCCGGAGGGAGGCCCUGCCAAGCCCUGGAGCUCUACUCCCCUGAGGGGGACCGCUGGAUAAGUUUGCCCCCCAUGCCCACCCCUCGCGCUGGUGCAGCCGUGGCAGUGCUGGGGAAACAAAUCCUGGUGGUGGGAGGCGUGGGAGAGGACCAAAGCCCCCUGAAGGCGGUGGAGAUGUACAACACAGAAGAGGGGAGGUGGAAGAAGAGGAGUGCUCUGCGGGAAGCCUUGAUGGGUGUAUCCAUCACUGUGAAAGAUGGCCGGGCUCUGGCCGUGGGGGGAAUGGGUGCCGACCUGCUCCCUCGUAACAUCCUGCAGCAGUAUGACCUUCGAAAGGACGUGUGGGCGCUACUUCCUCCCAUGCCGACCCCACGCUAUGAUGCCAACACACAUCUGCUGGCCAACAAGCUCUAUGUGGCAGGCGGUCGUCAGUGUAAGCGACCAGUGAAGGCCUUCGAGGUGUACGAUGCAGAGACACGGUCCUGGACUAUGCUACCCAUGAUACCUUGUAAACGAUCAUAUGGGGGUGUGAUAUGGGACACAUCUGGAAGGUUGUGUCUGCUUGGAGGACUGCGGCAGGGAGGAGGACACCAGAGUUCCAAGUUCACCAAGAAUAUCAACAUUUUCGACACCAACCAAGGAGCCUGGUUGAAGUCGGAGGAGACAGUGGCGAUGAAAACAAAGAGAGCUGACUUCGCUGUUGCUUUCCUGCGUGGCCGGAUGGUAGUAGCCGGAGGACUUGGUCAUGAGCCCUCAGCCCUGGACACAGUUGAGGCCUUUCAUCCUCAGAGAAAGAAGUGGGAGAGGUUGGCUCCCAUGACAUUCCCCCGAUGCUCCACCUCCUACAUCGUCAUCAGAGACCGGCUCCUUGUGGUGGGAGGGGUCAACCAGGUUCCCAGCUCAGCCCACGAGAUCCUGUAUGUGAAAGAAGAAGAGUAUCUGUAGCCUGUAGUAACGGACACCAGAUGAAUGCAGCACAUCAACGUUCCACUUCCUCUUCCUCCUUACAACCCUCCUGAAUCAGACUGCGGUGUAAUAUGUAGGAAGCAUGGCAAAAAAACAGAGAUGGAGUCUAAGUGAAAGGCUCUGACUUUGUCAUGUAAUGUAACAGAUAACACUGCCCCCUGCUGGACUGGACUGACACUGACACCCAUAUGGAAGCACACGUUCACAACGGAGGAGCUGGCUCUUUCUUUAUACCAAGUUAUGCUUCUUGAUACUUUUAGUAUGUGACACUUCUGCGUUGUACGUUGUAGUGCAUACAUGGAGAAGAACUUUUGUAGCUUAUAUGUCUAGUAUUGUAGACAGAAAAUAUAUGGAUGAGCUGUUUGAUGUUUGGGUUUGUGUCUUUGUUCAUGUGUUUGUGUGCAGCUUGCUAACAGGUUUGUACAUAGUGUGAUUUUCACAUGAGAUUUUAAUUAAGUUUACUGACGUGACUGCAAUAUUUCUAUAUUGUUUAAUAUCAUCUAGCAAAAAAAGGAGGUGGGUAAUGUGUGUCGUACUGUACUGUAACAGAAUUUGCACUGAAGCAAUUAACACUGAGUGGGAGUUGAUUCUACCAUCAAUAAUUUCUAGUGUAAGUUAUUGCAGUAAUUACACUGAGACUGCUGUGCUAUCACUCCUCUAUGCUGUACCAGUGCACAUUAGUCAGUAGAUAUUAUCUAAUACCUUGAAAACAUGAUAAUAUGUGAAACUGUAUUAAAUGACGGCAUGGUGUUUAAGUAAUGACCAGACUGCUGCUGUAGACAAAGGAACAGAUCCAGGUUGAUUUUGUUUGAUUGUACACAUUUUAUUCCUGCAGCAAUACAAGCUCUGUUUUUGUCGGUGUUUCAUUUGUGCAAAGCGUGCUGUGCCGUAAUUAUUCAUUAAUAACACUUCACUCAGGUUGUGAUGGUACAGAUGAGUUUUUGUGACUUCAGUUAGUCAGAGCUGUUGGUUGUUUAGGCAGCUAAGCUGUGAUAUAUUUCAUUGUGUUUAAAAUUGUGUAGAUUUUAUUUCAUAAUUAAAUAUUACACGCCAUGUAAUAUUGAAGGUAUGAGUAGUCAUGUUCAGUGGAAUAAAUUGGAUUUGUUUGUAUUGCAUUCAU
Larimichthys crocea (large yellow croaker) is the source of this 2912-nucleotide messenger RNA. It is a transcript of the gene klhdc8a, whose product is annotated as kelch domain containing 8A. The record is from RefSeq and is a predicted model, not a curated record. The transcript is spliced from 10 exons. Bases 707 to 1771 code for a protein of 354 amino acids. Gene Ontology annotation, molecular function: protein binding. Lineage: Eukaryota; Metazoa; Chordata; Actinopteri; Sciaenidae.